AUGAAGCUGGACAUAAAGAAAACUUUCAGUAAUAGAUCCGACAGAGUCAAAGGUAUUGACUUUCAUCCAACUGAACCAUGGGUCUUGACAACCUUGUAUUCUGGCCGCGUUGAAAUUUGGAAUUACGAAACACAGAUUGAGGUCAGAUCCAUCCAAGUCACCGAAACUCCUGUUAGAGCAGGUAAGUUUAUUGCAAGAAAAAACUGGAUAAUUGUUGGGAGUGAUGAUUUCAGGAUCAGAGCCUUCAAUUAUAAUACCGGUGAAAAAGUUGUUGAUUUUGAAGCCCAUCCAGACUAUAUCCGUUCCAUCGCUGUACAUCCAACAAAACCUUACGUCUUAUCCGGUAGUGACGAUUUGACAAUCAAGCUAUGGAACUGGGAGAAUAACUGGGCUUUAGAACAAACCUUUGAGGGUCAUGAACAUUUUGUCAUGUGCGUAGCAUUCAAUCCAAAAGACCCCACCACAUUCGCUUCCGGUUGUUUAGAUAGAACAGUUAAAGUUUGGUCAUUAGGACAAUCAACGCCAAAUUUUACUUUGACCACAGGGCAAGAAAGAGGUGUUAAUUAUGUUGAUUAUUAUCCAUUACCUGACAAGCCUUACAUGAUUACUGCGUCGGAUGACCUAACUAUAAAGAUUUGGGAUUACCAAACAAAGUCAUGCGUAGCCACUUUAGAAGGCCAUAUGUCCAAUGUUUCCUUUGCUGUUUUCCAUCCAACCUUGCCUGUCAUAAUUUCUGGUUCUGAAGAUGGUACUUUGAAAAUCUGGAACUCUUCUACCUACAAAGUGGAAAAGACUUUGAACGUUGGUUUAGAAAGAAGUUGGUGUAUCGCCACUCACCCAACAGGCCGUAAAAACUAUAUCGCAUCCGGGUUUGAUAAUGGGUUUACGGUUCUUUCCUUGGGUAAUGAUGUACCAACUUUGUCGCUUGACCCUGUCGGUAAGCUAGUAUGGUCAGGUGGUAAAAAUGCAGCUGCUUCCGAUAUUUUCACUGCUGUUAUAAGAGGUAAUGAAGAAGUCGGACAAGAUGAACCAUUAUCUCUGCAAACUAAAGAACUGGGGUCUGUUGACGUUUUCCCUCAAUCUUUAGCCCAUUCCCCAAACGGCAGGUUUGUCACAGUUGUUGGGGAUGGUGAAUACGUUAUCUAUACAGCUUUAGCUUGGAGAAAUAAAGCCUUUGGUAAAUGUCAAGAUUUUGUCUGGGGCCCUGACUCCAAUAGUUAUGCCUUAAUUGACGAAACUGGCCAAAUUAAAUACUACAAGAAUUUCAAAGAAGUUACGUCAUGGUCUGUUCCAUUACAUUCUGUCAUUGAUAGAUUAUUUUCAGGUGCCUUAUUAGGUGUCAAAUCUGAUGGCUUUGUUUAUUUCUUUGACUGGGAUAACGGUACACUGGUUAGAAGAAUUGACGUAAAUGCAAAGGAUGUAAUUUGGUCCGAUAACGGUGAGUUGAUUAUGAUCGUCAACACCAAUAGUGGCGGUGAUGAAGCCAGCGGAUAUACAUUGUUAUUCAACAAAGAUGCUUAUCUUGAAGCGGCAAAUAGCGGUAAUAUCGACGAUUCGGAAGGUGUCGACGGAGCAUUUGACGUAUUAUAUGAAUUGAGUGAGUCCAUUACAUCGGGAAAGUGGGUUGGUGAUGUUUUUAUCUUCACUACAGCAACUAAUAGACUAAAUUACUUUGUUGGUGGUAAGACUUACAAUUUAGCUCAUUACGCAAAGGAAAUGUAUCUCUUGGGCUACUUGGCACGCGAUAAUAAAGUAUAUUUAGCUGACAGAGAGGUGCAUGUUUAUGGUUACGAGAUAUCUUUGGAGGUUCUGGAGUUCCAAACAUUAACUUUGAGAGGAGAGAUUGAAGAAGCUAUUGAAAAUGUUCUCCCAAAUGUAGAAGGUAAGGACUCUUUAACAAAGAUUGCUAGAUUUUUGGAAGGUCAAGAAUUUUAUGAAGAAGCAUUGAAUAUCUCUCCAGACCAAGAUCAAAAAUUCGAACUAGCUUUAAAAGUCGGUCAACUUACAUUAGCCCAUGAUUUGUUAACAGAUGAGAGCCCCGAGAUGAGAUGGAGAUCCUUGGGUGAUGCCUCUCUACAAAAAUUCAAUUUCAAGCUUGCUAUCGAAGCUUUCACAAAGGCAAAUGAUCUCGAAUCUUUAUUUCUAUUGCACUCAUCUUUUAAUAACAAAGAAGGGUUAGUAACUUUAGCUAAAGAUGCAGAAACAGUCGGUAAAUUUAAUUUGGCCUUCAAUGCUUAUUGGAUUGCCGGUGACAUAGAAGGUGCUAAAGAUCUUCUAAUCAAAUCUGAGAGGUUCUCUGAAGCUGCCCUCUUAGGUUCUACAUAUGGUCUGGGGGACAAUGAGGUUAACGAUAUCGUUAAGAAAUGGAAAGAAAACUUGAUACUUAAUGGUAAAAAAGCUGUAUCGGAAAGAGUAUCUGAAGCCGAAAAGUUACCAAGUUCCUCCAAUUCAGCAGAUGCUCAACCACUAAUCGACUUGGAUUCUACUCCAGCAUCAAAACAGGCCCAAGGAAACGAUAGCACCGAAACUGAAGAAGGUGAAUUUGAGGAAUCCAAUGCAGAGGAAGCCGAAGAAGACAAACUCCUAGAACAACAACAGCAACAACAGCAACAACAACAGCAACCAGAGCAAGAAGAAGAAGAAGAAGAAAAAGAAGAAGAAGAAGUACCAGAACCGGAAGAAGAAGAGAGUUAA
Messenger RNA from Saccharomyces kudriavzevii IFO 1802, 2694 nucleotides. RefSeq names its product coatomer subunit beta' (gene SEC27). The coding region runs from base 1 to 2694 and encodes 897 amino acids. Gene Ontology annotation, cellular component: COPI vesicle coat. Gene Ontology annotation, molecular function: protein binding; structural molecule activity. Gene Ontology annotation, biological process: intra-Golgi vesicle-mediated transport; intracellular protein transport; retrograde vesicle-mediated transport, Golgi to endoplasmic reticulum. The transcript has 2 exons. The record is from RefSeq and is a predicted model, not a curated record. Lineage: Eukaryota; Fungi; Ascomycota; Saccharomycetes; Saccharomycetales; Saccharomycetaceae.